Molecule: messenger RNA, 10290 nt
Organism: Oreochromis aureus
Lineage: Eukaryota; Metazoa; Chordata; Actinopteri; Cichliformes; Cichlidae
Product: solute carrier family 12 member 3-like
Exons: 27
Coding region: 5575-8583 (1002 amino acids)
Biological process (GO): potassium ion import across plasma membrane; chloride transmembrane transport; chloride ion homeostasis
Cellular component (GO): membrane
Molecular function (GO): sodium:potassium:chloride symporter activity
Source: RefSeq, a predicted model, not a curated record
CUGAAGCAUUGCAUCUGUAAGCUCCCAAAUCCGACUCCAGUUCAGUCUGAGCUGGCCGUUAUAGAUGAAAUAGAGCAUGGAUUCAAUCACCCAAGACGACACACCUCGCAGGCACACGACUUCCUGGCAAGACUCCCGUAACCCUCCGCACAGCAAUGCCCGGAAAUAGUCUCCUGCUGCUGCUAACACCACGCGAUGUGCUGAGAAAAGUCAGAAGAUGAUAAAAAGUCACAGAGAAAGAGAUGCGGAUAAAGUAGGAAAAGACACAAGCACAAGGUAAGCAAAAGUUUCUAACUCCACCUAGUGUUAGCAUACUGGAAAUGCAUUUCCAGUUUACUUUCUCCUUCAAAACAAUAGCGGGUGAUCAUUUUCUGUUUAUGUCAUGCUUUUUUGUCUUUUUUUUUUCUUGUUACAGUAGCACAUGUCUGGUCAGCAUGUGUCACCAAGAAAUGACACAUUUUUAGCUAAAAAAAAAAAUUCUUAUAUUAGCAAAUGACAUGAUUUUGUGUAUAAAUUUACUUUGUGUUGACAUUAUUGGCAUUCCAUUUCUCUUACCUGCAUAAACAACAGCUGACUGUCACACUAUGAACUAUUCUGGGAAAAGGAUUCUAGGAAAUCUACAAGUUUGUGGAGGAGCGUGAAGUACAGUCACCCUUUCUGUGAAUCCGAUUAUCAUGAGUAAAAUAGUUGCACACCAGCUACAGUUGUGGUCAGAAUUUUACACGCAUUCAUCAUGUACAUAAAUAUCAUAGCAAUUUAGGACUUUUAUAUGAUUUAUUUGAACUGUUCUUUUUCCAGGGUGGAACGAUUGUGCAGCAUGCGUCUUUAGUGACUCAAGGAAAAAAGAACUUGGUGCACAAGUUUGAAUUUAUUUUAGAUUUAUUUUGGAUAUAAUACAACAGUACAAUAUACUGUAUUGUAUACUGUUCAGAUGUACAUUUCAGAGUGUACAGAUAAUGCCACUGCUAUCAGGACUGACUACUACAGUUAAUAGUUUUUGAUUUUACAUACAAAACAUACAUUCAUCUUCAUACACAAUAUACUUUUUCUUUUACACAUACAACACCCUAUGUUAUAUGCUAUAAAACAGUACUUUUAAGUAAUGCUUUAAAUGGAGUGUUGUAACUUAAAGCCCUGAGCUCAACCCUACUGGAAAUAAUUAAAAGCCAGGUCUCAAACCAACUAAUUUGAUUGAAGUCUACCACUUCAAUCAAAUAAGAGUCGAGAAGAGUGGUCAAACAAUGAUUCCACUCUGGGAAAAGAUCAGUUCAAAGAAAUCAUUAAAAACUCCCAAAUCAUCAUGACAUGCAAACCCAUAAUGAGUUCAUGGAAACUUUUGACCACAAUUGUAUGAAAUGUGACCAGAUCUAAGAACAGCAUUUGUUUCUCUUUUAAUGAUCACAAUAAAAAGGAAGGGCAGUAUGUAUUUGCAGAUCUGAAAUAAAUGCUUUGGCAAUUUUCGUGUAACUAUUUAUUUAAAAGAAUCUAAAUCUUUUCAAAGCACUAUAUUGAAAACUGUAAUAAAGAAAAACUUUAAUGCCAGUAUGAACGUAUGGAACUUAAGUUGAAAAGUAACAUACUCUAGUUUCUGGGAAUUUUCCUUUUGAGCAUGUGACUAAAAUCAGUCCCAGCUCUAAUUCUAAUUCUAGAUUUGUCAUUGUUGGGGGUUAAGAGAUUAAACCUUGUUCCGGUCAUAUUACCCUACAUCAUAAUCUCGAAAGCUACACUGGUCAGCUAGUGAACAUUCCUCAUAGAUUACUUUUCAUUUGUCACCACUGUAAAGUCAUGUAAAGUCAUAUAUGAUCACUGUCUCAGUCUUCCCUGUUGAAAAAUAUCCCUACCAAUACAAAUCUGCUGUAAUACCGUCCAAGUACUGCUGUGUCAUGAUUUAUAAAGCUAUGGUCAUAUGCCAUUUUAGCCUUUUUUUUCUAAUUGGGAUGUCCAAGAGCACUGUGUUUGGGCCUCACCUGAGUAUUUCUCUCCAGUCUCUGCUUGUAUUGUGACAUCACAUCCUUCUCCUCUCUUCCACAUGUCUUUGAUGAUAGCCAAGCUCUUCUCUCUCUCUUUUGCAGCAGAAGUUUUGAUCUUUGAUAUGCAACUUUCUUUCAGCCUCUCCAUCUGGAGACAUUGAGAAGCAUUUAAAACCUCCUCAAUUACCCGCUCUUUACUCAAGUCCAUGGCCACAUGUCCACAAUAUGCAAACUCCAUGAUAGCCCGUAACCCAACUGGUGUCAAACAUUGUGCAGUUUCUUCCACUCCAAGCCCUGGCAUUUCUUUUGAACCUAAAAAUGCAUUUGGGGUUUGACUGAUAGCUGCUAGAACAAGCCGGUGAGCUUGGAAGGAUUUUCCUUGAAUGAUAAAGGUGCAGUCCAGGAGUAAUUCUUCCUUGCAAAGGUUGUGUAAGUGAGUGAAGAGUCUGUCUGAGUGUGAAGAGAAGUUGUAAGAGAUAAGACCAGAAUUCUCUGAGAGACAUGAAGAAAGGCCGUGAGGAGUUUCUUGAGCUUUAGAGUCUGGUAUAUGCUUUGGUGUUUGAAGAAUAGUUUUUGAGCUUUCGUUUAUGCCACCAUUGUCCACAUGUGUUCCACUUUCUCUUCCGCUUGCUCCACUUCUUCUCAUAAUGUCUUCCUGUGUGCACUGUCACCUUAUAGAGUUACUUGUGUCAGAGCAGACCGCCAGAUGUUUACAUUCAACGUGCACUGUACAAAGAGAGGAAAGGCAGAACAGCGAGAGUCAGGAUAAGUCAAUAAUAAAGACUCUAGAAAAGUGUGACUACUCUAUUCCUGGAAAUGCCACUGUACUUAUUCACUUUAACAUUAGACAUGCAUCAAUUGUCCUCAUGACCUCUCAAGUGUCUUUUACGCAAAGAAAACACAACCUAUCCUAAAAAAAAGUGUCAAUAUUGGUAUCAUGACAAACUUUUAAGUUCAGGAGGUCAAAAACAUGUGAGCCACUUAUUAGCAAUGCUGUAAUACAUGAAUGUGUCAAGACACAAACAUCUGUCUCUUGCACCUGUUCACAGAGUUCAACAUGUAACAACUUACAGUUCAUUUUGACAGUAAACGUCCUCGUAAGAACAAUUUCCCACGAGAUAUUAGAAAUACCAGCAGCAUACGACUUAUUGUAAUUUUGUACUAAGACGAGUCUUGCUUGAUUACAAUUGGUUAAUAUCUUAUUUUAGAUUAAGACUCUGCAUAGGCACCUACCUUGCUUUUCCUUUAGCAGUGUGGGUGGAACAAGUGACUUUGACCAGUGGCAUUGUGAGCAUGUGGGGUGCACAAGGCAUUAGAGCAGGUUUAAUUAUAGCAUGGCACUGACACUAUAAAGACUACACUACAAGAAGUUUCCACUACGCUCAGGAACUGGCUGCUUAAAAAAGUUCAACAUGAAGUGAAGUAUUUUGAAGUAUUACAUGAAGGGACUGAAGGUGAAAAAGAAGACUGAGAAGAUAGUAUUGCCCAAAUACCUUAAAUAACAACAAUAACACAGCCAUUACUGCUGUGUCUAAAGUCUGACAAAGCAUUAAUGAGUAUAGAUAAAACACUCUCUCACUAUGUCCAGCAUAAGUUUUUUAAAUUGUGCUCAAAGUAACAUCAGGAAAAUCUAUUAACCCAAAAAACAAUAAUAUUUGUUUCAUUAUGUGUUUAGUUCAGUUUUUAACAUCCAUGUUGAAAACUUGUUACGCAAUAAAAUGAGAGAGAAGAAGAGUUCCUGAAAACAUUUUUAGUGCAGUCAUUGUGAAAGUUCCUUCCUGUGCAUUAUUGACACUAAUAGCUGAUGAAAAGUCAACAAUUCUGAAAAGCAUGUAGGCUGAGUCACAGAUCAGCUGUGUUACUCAUCUUGAAACUUAUUAACUUUGUUAUGUUAGUUCUACAGUUAUUAUUUUAAAUAACACAGUUAUUUAUAACUUUUUUGCAAACAAAAUUUUUAGCUCUUUGUUUUUGGAAAUAAAGAUUUUUAUUGGAAAUAAAAAAUGUAUUUCCUAGAGAAAAUAUCAUUGGUAGGGUAAUUUGUUACCUAAUGUUUUGCUUUUUUUAAAUUCUUUCUUUUUUCUCUACUUCUGAUUAGAUAAAAGCCAGAAGAUCAUUCAAAAAGUAUUCUACUGCACAUAUUUCCAUUAUAAAAAUAUUUUCAUCUUUAGUUGCUUCAGCAGAACCCAUUAUUCUUCUGUUACUCCACACUCUGCUUCUGCCUGAAACACAGGUUUCUUAUGCUGUGUAACCAAGUGUUUUCUAAGAGCACAGGUACCAGAACCUGAUAUUGAAAAUGGAUAACAGUAGAGAUUAAGGUAUUGAGAAGUACUGGAAAAAAAUAUUAUUAUAAUAACAACAAUCUAUUAAUUUUUAUCCAAAGCCCAAUAUAAUAACUUAUUUGUGUUUCAGAUAACACAACUCAGAUAAACAUUUAUGGUGUGUUCGUGUGUGUGUGUGUGUGUGUGUGUGUAGGCAAGAAAAUUAGUGUAUGUGUGUGAGUUUUUGCCUGAAAGGAGGGGGAUGAGGUAAAUGGGAGGGGAUGUCACCUACCUCACUGACAGUAUAAAUUCCAAUUAUUUCACUGUGAAAUGAACAAAGGCUGAUUUUCCCUCUUCAUUCAACAAGCAAGGAAAGGCACUGUAAGUAUUGCUUUUGGUUUAAAAUUUUCUAUGAAGGAGUUACAUUUUUUUAGAUGUAAAAGUUAUUAUGUUAAAGGUUUUAUAACAUGUAAUAUUUAUACUAAUAUGUUCUUUUGUGAGUUUUAAUACUAAACUAAACAUCAUUGAAAACAACUAUUUCCUCCUUUGACACAUAAUCCAUCAGUCAAAAUGAUUUCUGUGCAUAUAAUCUGUAAUUUACAUGAUACUUUUACCAGUACAUCAUUGUAAUAUAUUGUAGCUAGUAUAGUAUUUCAACCACAUUUGAGAAUAUAUUUAUAUGGGAAAUAAAUUCCAGUAAUAAUAAUAAAAUACUAACACGAGUUAAGAAUAUUCUGCUUUGGUGAAGGUUAUUUCUUAUCCAGGUUUAUGUCCUUUAGAAAUAAGACAUUACCACACAAUGAUAUUGCAUUCAUAACUGAACUAUGAUGAGAGUAAUUACUCAAAUGAGCUUCUUUUGUAAGGGUGAAUCAUUAUCUGUACUCACCCACUGCACAAAAUUACAUCUAAUCCUGCUGAAUUUUUUCUUACAAGCUUUUUAUAUUCACAAUAAGAUAACUUUAAUUUCUCAGUUUUCAGUAUUUUCAUUAAGAUGUUGGUUCAGGUAUAAAUAAAAUGACUAUAGCAUUUGUUGCUUUUUGUACCAAAACGACAGAGAAUUAAUACCUUAUUCUACCCUGCAUGCCAUAUAUGCCUAGAAUAAGACAAUUGGUACAAAGUGCUAAGCUGAAAAAGUUAAUUUAGUUUUUCAAGUUUCUUUAUUGAACACAAAGCUAAAGGUAAAAUCAUAUGAUUUAAAUAUAAAUGUUGAUAAUAUUCGGUACAAAAGUAUAUUAUGAAUUGUAAACUCCCACUUUGAAUGUCUGUUGAAAAAUAGAAAACAGAAAUAUGAAUCAGCACUUCUAACUGCUCUCCAUAUUGUUCCAAAGGAUUUAAUUGGUCUUUUAAUGGGGCAGUUCAUAUCCAAAAGUCCCGUAGUGGGUCAAGGUAUUCACGACCAUGUCCAGUUCUCAGUUGGUGAAGAAGGACCUCCCAGGUACUCUUCACACCAUUUUGAGACCAACAACAGAAGAGAAGGUGCUAGCCACCAAAUUCCUCCAGCCAUCAUUGUCUCAGAGGAGGGUUCAAGUACAUCAGAGCAGCGGGACUCAAGAAUAGAGCUGCGGAGAUCUUCCUUCUAUAGCACCAUAGACCUGCUGCCACAGCUGGAGCACUAUGCCAGCACGCUGCCACACCAGCAGGCAAGGAGCAGACCUUCCCUGGAGGUUCUCCGCAAAGCAUUCGAUGAAGUGGAGGGAGGAAACACCAACAAAGAUCCAGGAGCUUGUGACAUUUCGGCCACAGAUGCUGGAAGUGAAGAGGCUCAAGGUUCUGAGGAGAAAGCUCCUGCGAGAUUUGGCUGGGUUGUUGGAGUUAUGGUUCGUUGUAUGCUUAAUAUUUGGGGAGUAAUCCUGUUCCUCCGCCUGUCCUGGAUCACUUCUCAGGCAGGCAUUUUGUUGACCUGGCUUAUUAUCCUGAUAUCUGUGAUGGUGACCUCAGUAACUGCCCUCUCCAUCUCUGCCAUUGCCACUAAUGGGAGGGUGAUCUCAGGUGGGGCAUAUUUUAUGAUCUCCCGCACUCUGGGUCCAGAAAUUGGAGGACCAAUUGGGGUGGUUUUUUCCUUUGCCAAUGCUUUGGCUUGUGCACUCAAUACUGUUGGUUUUGCAGAGGUGGCCCGUGAUCUAAUGCAGGAGUUUGGUGUUGUCAUGGUUGAUUCAAUCAACGAUGUCCGUAUUGUGGGCGUGAUCACUGUUACGGUUCUUCUGCUGAUUUCAUUGGCUGGAAUGGAGUGGGAGUCUAAGACCCAGAUUUUGUUCUUCUUAGUUCUUCUGGUUUCAUUAUCCAACUACUUUGUGGGCACAUUUAUUCCUCCCAAUAUAGAAAAGCAGGCACAGGGUAUCUUUGGAUACCGCACUGAGAUCUUCUUAGAAAACCUGACACCAAACUGGAGAGGAAAUGAAGCCAACUUUUUCCAGAUGUUUGCCAUUUUCUUUCCCUCUGCUAUUGGCAUCCUGUCUGGUGCCAACAUCUCUGGAGACCUUAAAGACCCUGCUACUGCUAUCCCCAAAGGCACCCUCAUGGCUAUUUUUUGGACUACUAUCAGCUAUUUAAUGAUCUCUGUCACAGUCGCAUCAUGUGUAGUGAGAGAUGCUUCUGGAAAUAUGACUGAUAUCCUGACCGGAAAUCUCACUGAUGGUUGUGUGGGGCUUGGAUGUAAAAUGGGCUGGAACUUCACAGAUUGUAUACAGCAGAAGAAUUGCGAAUAUGGUCUGGCCAACAAUUUAAAGGUCUUGGGCCAGGUUUCUGGUUUCUACUACCUGAUCACUGCUGGGGUAUUUGCAGCCAGCUUGUCCUCUGCUCUUGGAUUUCUUGUCUCUGCCCCGAAAGUCUUUCAGUGUCUGUGCAAAGACAACUUAUACCCAUACAUUGGGUUCUUUGCAAAGGGUUAUGGGAAAAAUGAUGAGCCGCUCCGGGCUUAUGUGCUAUGCUAUAUCAUUGCUGUGGCCUUCAUUCUCAUUGCGGAGCUGAACACCAUUGCCGCUCUGAUCUCCAACUUCUUCCUAUGUUCCUACAGCCUUAUAAACUUUAGCUGCUUUCAUGCUUCAAUCACCAACUCCCCAGGUUGGAGGCCCUCAUUUCACUACUACAGUAAAUGGACGGCUCUGUUUGGAGCAGUGAUAUCUGUAGUUCUGAUGUUCCUGUUUACCUGGUGGGCUGCUCUAAUCACCUUCUGUAUAAUCUUCUUCUUGUUUGGAUACAUCAACUACAAUAAACCAAAGGUAAAUUGGGGUUCGUCAGUCCAAGCAGGCACAUACAACAUGGCUUUGUCAUACUCUGUCUCACUUACUGGUGUGGAGGAUCACGUCAAGAAUUUUAGACCACAGUGUCUAGUCCUCACUGGACCUCCAAACCAGCGACCUGCACUGGUGGAUUUUGUUGGCUCAUUCACAAAACAUAUAAGUCUUAUGAUCUGUGGCGAUAUUAUCAUGGAGCCUGAGAGGCAGACACGACCACAAGAUGCUACAGAUCAGCUAGUUAAAUGGAUGAACAAGAGGAAAGUGCGUUCGUUUUAUACUCCAUUUACAGCUGAGAGCCUCAGAGUUGGAGCUCGAUACUUAAUGCAGGCCUCUGGUCUUGGCAAGCUGAAGCCCAACACUCUGGUCCUUGGCUUCAAGUCAAACUGGAGGGAAAGUUCUCCUGAAAGCAUUGAAGAUUACAUUAACACCAUAUAUGAUACAUUUGACGCCAACUUCUGUUUGUGUAUCUUGAGGAUGAUGGACGGGCUGGACAUCUCUGACCAGUUUGAUUGUGAAGUAAACCAGGGCUUUGAGCUUGAUGAAUCUGCUGAAAGUUAUGACCAUCAGUCUCCAGACAGGGAAUCAGCUGAUGACGUGUCCGAUAACAGCAACAGUGAUCAAAUCAAAACAGUGUUUCAGAACACCCAGGGGAAAAAGUCUAUCGAUGUCUACUGGAUAGCAGAUGAUGGAGGACUGACUUUACUGGUACCUUACCUGAUCACCAGGAGAAAGCAUUGGCGUAACUGCAAGAUCAGGGUUUUCAUCGUCGGAGAUGAACAAAACAUGGACGAAGGCCGCAAUGAAAUGAUUGCUCUGCUGAAGCGGUUUCGUCUACAUUUCAGUGACGUUAUUGUCAUGACAGACAGUGAGAAGCGCCCUCAAGCCAAGAACAUGACUAGGUUUGUGGACAGUGUCGCCCCCUUCAGGCUGCAUGAUGAACAGCAGGAAGGCGUCACAGUUCAGGAGCUAAGACAGAGGGAACCAUGGAAAAUAUCUGAUAAAGAGUUUGAGGCCUUCAAACAAAAGUCUGAGAGAAAAGUAAGGCUGAAUGAAAUCAUCCGCAGGAAUUCACAACAUACUGCCCUUGUGCUUGUGAGUCUUCCCUGUGCCACACAGUGACUGCCCCAGUGCUCUUUACAUGGCCUGGCUGGAUACUCUCACCUGUGGCCUUCAUUGCCCUGCAGUGCUCAUACGAGGAAACCAGCAAAAUGUCCUUACUUUCUACUGCCAGUAAAUUGUAUUUCAUUGUGAGUCAGUCAUGGAGGACUAUUUUUAUGAGUCACAAAACUAAAAAAUUCGAGACUUAGAAGUGAACAAUAAUUAAAAAAAAAAAAAACAAGACAGAGAGAGUACAAUAUUUGCCAAAUUAGGGUUUAACAAAUCUGGUGAAUAAUAAGGAGACAAAUCUUAAAAUUGAGAUUGACACAUGUUACAUGAAUGAUUCUGAGAAGGUCAUUGUAAGUACUCUCCCCUUAUACAAGUGAAUAUCACCGUAUCUCAACCCAAGCAAGAACAUUUUGGAAGCCACCACUUUUAUCACACUGCUAAAGAAGGUGACAUCUUUUGGAAAAAUGAUGUCCAUCCCAUCAGGAGAGUCCCAAAGGCUUGGAACAUCAAUGUGAAUUAAAGGUCUUGUGGUAACAAAGAAAUGAAUCCAAGAUCUUGAUAAUGUUUAACUGGACAUAUAUUUGAAACAAAACUGUCUUGUUUUAGCAAGCUAGUUACUAAGUCAUUUGUGAAAAAUGUAGUAUGAAGUAUAAAACAACUGCUGACAAUUUUAGUGAGUAACAAGAGAAAGUAGCAUCCAGUGCUAAUGUAAAUUGAACAGAGAAGAAUAUUAGACUUAGUGGACUCUUUUACAGUCCACCACUGAUGGGUAGGGAAACUUUUUGUUCUUUAUGGUUAAACUUGUACUACAUAACCACCAACUUUGUUGUUAACACACGAUAAUGUAACCAUGUUUGAAAACUGAGACACAAAUUGUUGAUUUGAAAGUGAUAAUUGUAAGUAAAUGGAAAUUAGUAAUACAUUUAGACUUUACAUUGUAUUCACUAUAUUUGUCAAUAUCUUUUACAUUUAUAUUUGUUUGCUUAAUCUGUGAUGUGUUUUGUAGAAUACUAAAUUAUGUAUAAACUCUUCUAAGAUGAGUUAUUCUGUUGACAUUUUCCAGAGGUAAAAAUUUAAAACCUCUGAGUUGUACUAUUUAAAUGCUGACAAGCAACAGCAGGAAUAUAAUACUGUAAAAGAUUAAUAUUCUGUUAUAAAAUCUGCUGUUCCUCAAAUCGCUACUUGACAUUUUCCCAAAAAGCAAGUCACUCUCCAAUUUUACACCCAUUGUAAUACUGAAUAUGAGUAACAGUAAAAAUAGGCUGCAGUAAGUACAGUUAACCUUUUACAUUACUACUAUCAGUACUCAGUCUACCUCACCUUACAGCUAUAUGCAAUGUGCAACAUUAUGUGGAAUAAACACUGGGGGCAUUUGUUAUUAUUUUUGGCACUAAGCAACAUUACUAAAGUCUGGAUUAAUCUGCAGACGGGUUACAAUGACAUGGAAAUGCAUCACAACAGAUUAACUAUAAGUAGAUAAAAAUUACGCAAAAAACUUGUAAGUAGACAUACUGUAAAAGACCAGUGCAGCAAAGCUAUUAGUAUGAAAUACUAUGUAAUAAUUUAAAUGUCACUUAGUCACAUUAUCAGCUUUAAUAGUGUUAAAGAUUUUUAAAGGCGUCCUUCAUUGACAACAUUGUGUGUCUUUGACUUCACAUAAUGGACAGAUUUUUAAUAACAAUAAGUUACAGAGUGAUAACUUGGAUCAGACCACUGAUA